Arachis ipaensis is the source of this 1406-nucleotide messenger RNA. RefSeq lists its product as uncharacterized. Lineage: Eukaryota; Viridiplantae; Streptophyta; Magnoliopsida; Fabales; Fabaceae. The record is from RefSeq and is a predicted model, not a curated record.
UAGGCGAUGAAAAAAUGAAACCUUUUCCGUUUUAUGUUUGAUUGAAAUGGAUGCAAUAGCAGUGAUGGUUAUUGGCAUUGGUGAUGCGUAACCAUCAAAUGCUCCCCGAAGCAAGACAGCAGCACAUUCCGAAAAUAAAGUUGAGGACCGAAACGACAAUAAGAGUAAAAGGAAGGGGCGAAAUAUAAAAAAGAAAAAAAGAAAAGAAGGUCGCAAAAUUUGUAGCGUAGAAGGAAGUGUUGUAAGCAGGUUGAGCAGCUGGUUUUUGCAUUGCCAUAUUUACAGCCCCCUUCACCUUUCUUCUGCAGAAUCUAUCACACAUUCUUCGCUCCCCCUCUCUAGGGUUUCACCUUCUUGCCUUUCUCUUUCUCUCUCUCUCUCUUCUUCUUCUUUUCGGUUUUGUUUGGCUUCGAACGGAAGGUUAGCAAAGGCCUAAGGUUCCCCGAAUGGCGACGGCACCGGUGAAGUCUCAACCUCUUCACAACUUCUCCCUACCUUUCUUGAAAUGGGCCUCCAAAAGCCACACCAAGCCUAACCACCGCCACCGCUCUCCCCUCUCCCGCGACUCCUCCUCCUCCCAGCUUCCUCCCCCCGCCGAUCACGAUUCCGAACCCGAAACCCGCAGGCUCGGAUCCAGAACCGUCAGAUACCGAUUUGGAUUCUCCUCCUCCCAUAUCGCAGAAAAAUCUCACACUGAACAACAACAACAACAACAGCAGCAGCGGCAACAAACUUCCGACCGAGCAGGCAACAAUGUAACCGACGAUGAUGACGGCGGCGGCGGAAAGAGGAAGCGUGAGGACGGCGAAGAAGAAGCCAAAGGCGAAGGUGAGGAGUUAAAGGUUGAAAAGCCUUGGAAGUUGAGGCCCAGGAAAUCAGCGUUCCCAAGGGGUUCUGGGAAUGGGGAAGCGGGUGCGGCGGUUACCGGUGGGCCGUCAUCGGAGCCGAAGUCGGUGCGGCUGAGGGAGAUGGCGGAUAUGCAGUGUCAAGGUGACAGGAAAGAGAAGAGGAAGUUAUGGAUUGCCCUUUCGAAAGAAGAAAUCGAAGAGGACAUAUUCGCCAUCACUGGGUCGAGGCCCGCCAGAAGGCCCGAGAAAAGGCCCAAGCAUGUUCAGAAACAACUGGAUUGUGUUUUCCCUGGCUUGUGGUUAGUAGGGGCAACGGCAGAAGCUUACAGAGUUGCUGAUGCUCCAGCCAAGCGUUAGAUGAGCAUGGUACCAAUUGAGGUGGAUUUUGUAAAGAGUUGUUGCACAAGAAUGAAUAUUUACUUAGAGUUAGUCUCGUAACCUCAUAGUCCUUCUCUGUAGGUAAACAGAUAUAUAUAGUAGUAUUAGUACAAUAUAUGUACAUAUGAUUAACUAAAUGGAUUUCAAUGAUAUAUCAGUUGCAGAGAGAGCUCUUAUGUU